GUUCGGGUCUGUCACCUGCCAAGAGUGUCGCGACUCGGGACAAACAAUGCUGGGAAAGUGGUUCUUGGAAGUGUAUGACGAAAUUCCUCUCUUUCUCAACUGGGAAUUGCAGCGGGAUGGCGGCCACCGAGGGACGAAGUCGGAGCAGAAUUGCGACGGUUGUUCUUCUACUCAUACUGUCACUGUCGUCCGUUACUGUGGCAUACCGGCCGGGAGACAUCGUUCCGAUGAGCAAGAUGGGGCAGUACCACUCGUCCAGAACCAUGUGGCAUGAUAUGAUCGGCAAGCAUUGCCCCAUUUUUGGCGUCAAUCGCGAGGUUUUGGUUCCGAUCGCAAAGCCCACGGGUUACACCGGUGCAGAUCCUUACAAGAUAUCGUUUCAAGUAGGAAGGGAAAAGUAUCAAACUCCGUGGCUUUACGUGAUAAAUAGGAAAAGUUCUGAGGUUCCUAUGAUUGAUGUGCAUUUGAGGUAUGCAGGUGGUGAUUUGCAUGGUAUCACUUCGCAAGUUGUAGAUAUGCCUCAUCACUAUGUGGAAAUACACCCCAACAUCCGUAAACAAUUUUGGGAUCCUCAGCAUUGGCCCAAGCAUGUUCUUGUGAGAUACACUUGGGAGGAGCAUUCUGAUAUAGAUGUGGCUGCUGGUUUUUAUGUUUUGUUCGGAUCAGGUAAUCCUGGUUCCUAUAUUAAACAUACUAGAGCUGUUAUCUUGUAGCACUGAUGAUUAAUAGGUGUACUUUAUUACUUGAAAAAGUGCGUCUGUCUAAAAAUGUUUUGAUGCAUUCAAACAGGCCUUAUGAUGUCUUUCAUUCUCUCAAUUUACAUCCUGCAGUCAUCACGGGACAAAUUAGCGAGAUUUGUUAGGGAGACUGUUGGGGAAGGCGGCAUUCCCUCUGGAGUCAUUGCAAAGGUUGAAUGAGGAAGAGCUAUUGAAGGCUCCAUAAAUGGGUCUUUGAAGGUGGCAGUUAUUCUUACAUGCAAGGUUACUGGUUUCUCUCCAGCAAUUUCUACUUGAGAAGAUUUAUCUGAAAGCUGAAGCAGAAAUAUCGAGGUCUCCCAAAAUGUGUUGGAGGACAUUGGUGUUGGUCUGAUGAGUAGGAAUGAACAGGAUCUAUCUGUUAUGCAUAGUCAAACCUUUCCUGUACUCUCUCUAGUAGAACACUAGAUUCGAUAUGGUUAGCAAAUGAUUGUAUCAAACUCACUUUUGUUGUGUUAUUAGAUUUUCUGUAAUGAGAUUUCAAAGCCAGGGGAUUUAUGUCGUGGUGACUCUAAACAUGUGAGGCGCUCAUUGGGAAAUUUUAUCUAUUUGUUAUGGGGUUAAUUACAAGGUUGG
Messenger RNA from Linum tenue, 1331 nucleotides. The record is from the annotation of a GenBank genome assembly. NCBI's taxonomy places the organism in Eukaryota, Viridiplantae, Streptophyta, Magnoliopsida, Malpighiales, Linaceae.